AUAAAAUCCGCGCCUCGCUACCCAACCUCCCAACUCCCAAGCUCGAACGCCAAGCAAGCAAGAAGCUGAGAACCACCCAGCGCGCGGCAAGCACACGCGUCGACCGAUCCAUCCAUCCAUGGCGCCCAAGAGAUCGACGUCGCCGGCCGGCAGCAGCAGCGGUGGCUCUGGCGAGCGUCAAGAGACGCCGAGGCUGCGCGGCGUGCGGAAGCGGCCGUGGGGCCGGUACGCGGCGGAGAUCCGGGACCCGGUGCGGAAGGCGCGCGUGUGGCUCGGCACCUUCGACACGCCCGAGCAGGCCGCGCGGGCCUACGACGCCGCCGCGAGGAAGCUCCGCGGGCCCAGCGCCACAACCAACUACCCCGCCCCAACGCCGGCGCUGGCGCCGCCCAAGGUGCCUUCGGCUUCGGCGGCGAGCGCGAGCGGUGCGAACAGCACCGUGCUGUCGGAAUCUUCGUCGUCCUCCUCCUCCCGGGACGACCCGUUAGCGAUGACGGUAGCGGUCGCGGCGUAUCCGUCGCUGGACCUGAGGCUGGGGCUCCCGGCCACGGUGGCCGCGCCUGCGCAGCCCUACCGGUUCCUGGACCGGACGUCUGUUUCCGUCGCACCGGCGCUGGUACAGUUUCUGCCGCCGAAGAGCGAGGAAGAGCGGACCUGCUCGGGGUCCUCGUCGUCGGUGGUGGUGGACGCGGCGCAGGCGGUGGGCCUGGGGCUCGACCUCAACCUGCUGCCGCCGGCCGAGAUGGUCAUGUAGCGAUGGAUUCGGCCUAGCCGCCGGAGAGAUUAAUCAUUUGGUUAGCUAGUUAAUUAGCUCAUCAGGUGUACUCAGCCCAUCCUGUGUGAAAAGGCAGCUGUUUGUGUAUAGAGCUAGAGCUAGCUCUCCUUUUCUUUGCCCUGACUGAGCUGCAAUUUGCAGUGCGAGAACGAGGAAAAUUACUAGCC
Messenger RNA from Phragmites australis (common reed), 942 nucleotides. Its product is annotated as ethylene-responsive transcription factor 11-like. The transcript has a single exon. Bases 119 to 754 code for a protein of 211 amino acids. Gene Ontology annotation, biological process: regulation of DNA-templated transcription. The record is from RefSeq and is a predicted model, not a curated record. NCBI's taxonomy places the organism in Eukaryota, Viridiplantae, Streptophyta, Magnoliopsida, Poales, Poaceae. Gene Ontology annotation, molecular function: DNA binding; DNA-binding transcription factor activity.